ACGUCUAAGAUGUCUCAAGAGAUGGGAGAACUCACUCAAACCAGGUUACAGAAGAUCUGGAUUCCACACAGCAGCAGCAGGCUUCAACAGCGAAGGGGCUCAUCCGUACCACAGUUCACCAAUUCCCCUACAAUGAUGAUCAUGGUGGGUUUACCAGCUCGAGGCAAGACCUACAUCUCAACGAAGCUCACACGAUAUCUCAACUGGAUAGGAACACCAACUAAAGUGUUUAAUUUAGGCCAGUAUCGACGAGAGGCAGUGAGCUACAGGAACUAUGAAUUCUUUCUCCCAGACAACAUGGAGGCUCAACUUAUCAGGAAGCAGUGUGCUCUGGCAGCCCUAAAGGACGUCCAUAAAUAUCUUAGCUGUGAGGAAGGUCACGUUGCGGUUUUUGAUGCCACCAACACUACCAGAGAACGACGAUCAUUGAUUCUGCAGUUUGCUAAAGAACAUGGUUACAAGGUCUUUUUUAUUGAGUCUAUUUGUAAUGACCCUGACGUCAUUGCAGAAAACAUCAAGCAAGUGAAACUUGGCAGCCCUGAUUACAUAGACUGUGACAAAGAAAAGGUUUUGGAAGACUUUCUUAAGAGAAUUGAGUGCUAUGAGAUUAACUACCAACCUUUGGAUGAAGAAUUGGACAGCCACCUAUCCUACAUCAAGAUCUUCGACGUGGGCACACGCUACAUGGUAAAUCGAGUGCAGGACCAUGUUCAGAGCCGCACAGCCUACUACCUCAUGAACAUCCAUGUCACUCCCCGAUCCAUCUACCUAUGCCGGCAUGGUGAGAGUGAGCUCAACCUCAGGGGCCGCAUUGGAGGUGACUCUGGCCUCUCAUCUCGGGGCAAGCAGUAUGCCUUUGCCCUGGCCAACUUCAUUCAGUCUCAAGGCAUCAGCAACCUGAAGGUGUGGACCAGUCAUAUGAAGAGGACCAUUCAGACUGCUGAGGCCCUAGGUGUCCCCUAUGAACAGUGGAAAGCCCUUAAUGAGAUUGAUGCGGGUGUCUGUGAGGAGAUGACCUAUGAAGAAAUCCAGGAACACUACCCUGAAGAAUUUGCACUACGGGAUCAGGAUAAAUAUCGUUACCGCUAUCCCAAGGGAGAGUCCUAUGAGGAUCUGGUUCAGCGUCUUGAGCCAGUUAUAAUGGAGCUAGAACGACAAGAAAAUGUACUGGUAAUCUGUCACCAGGCUGUCAUGCGGUGCCUCCUGGCAUACUUCCUGGAUAAAAGUUCAGAUGAGCUGCCCUAUCUCAAGUGUCCUCUGCACACAGUGCUCAAACUCACACCUGUGGCUUAUGGCUGCAGAAUAGAGUCCAUCUACCUGAAUGUGGAGGCUGUGAACACACACCGGGACAAGCCUGAGGACAGGAAGAUACUAUAAGGCUUCUCCCAUUGUUCUCAAGAUCUUGGUUCUGACCCAACUCUGGUGCUGUUGAAGAAUGGGUGAGGACAUCUGAGAUCGAAGAGUCCUGGGGUAGCACUCUCAAACAUGGACAAGAUAGGUCCUGUGAGUUCCUGUUAGUUUUGUUCCUUGGUAGUCAAGGUACAUGAGGACAGGAUGUAUUCAUUGUUAUACUCAAGAAGAAUUCAGUACCUGGGCUAAAAGCUUCAGUCUCCAACUCUUGCUACUGUCCUGAGUAAUUAAUUUCAUUGCCUAUGUUAAUGAUACCAUCAAUACCCUCCCUCCCAGGGAUGUGACUCCCUCAACUUAGUGAUUAUCUGUUUUCAUUUGUGGCAUCCUCUCUCUGGGCUAACUUAUUGACUAGAAGCUUACCGUUCAUUCAAGUCUAUAAAAUUUUAUCAUCCGUGAGACUUGAGCAGUAUGCCUCUACACCACAGGCAUUCAUGUAGUAUUUCCUAAAUGAACAAUAUCUGCCCUUGUUCAUCAGUAUGUUCCUUUUGAGGCCUCUAUUUUCUCCUAGUUCUUUAGUUCUCAAUAUUCUUCUAUCUCUAACCAACUUGGACCUACCUCUUCAGGCACAAUGCAUACACUAACCAUUGUGAGCCAGGUGCUAGUGUCCAUGUGAUAAAGAGACUCAUAACUUUGCUGCUUUGUUUCCUAGUCCUUUCAGCACAACCACCCAGUUAGAUCCAAGCCUUGAAUCAUCCAUACCUUUUUUCUGGGAUCUACUAGGGUUGGAGAUCACUGCUUGAAACAGAUCUAUUUUUCUACUUCCACAGCUACCCUUGAAUCCUGUUCAAAGUCAGGGUCACCCUGUAUUUUCUGGCACCUUGUCCCUUUCCACUGUCUCAUACUACUUCAGUCAAUUCCAGACUCUUUCAUAUCAAUCCUCUACCUCUCAUUUGACUUUGGUCCUACAGUCCAUACUUAUUUUUCUUUCCUAUCCCAAGAGAAUGUCCUCUUGCUCCCAUGUCAACUCCUAGUUCCUUUCCUUCUUAUCCCUCUAUUCUUACACAGUUGCCCCAAGUUAGUGUGAAUUUACUAUCCACAGCUCUUUCUGUUUGCAUUCUAUCUUAGGCUUCCCCCUUUCAUAUCUGCUCAAGCACACUUUCCCAGAGCUCUCCGACCCUUAGAAAUAUCUGCUUUUUAGCUGGAUCCCUACAGUCCCCAAAAAGCUAAGCUUAACUCUAGUUGUUCUACAAACCCCAGACAUCGCAUCUAGCCAUAUUAAAAGAUGGAAUAAACUCAGA
Messenger RNA from Myodes glareolus (Bank vole), 2648 nucleotides. RefSeq names its product 6-phosphofructo-2-kinase/fructose-2,6-biphosphatase 1 (gene Pfkfb1). Gene Ontology annotation, biological process: fructose metabolic process; fructose 2,6-bisphosphate metabolic process. The record is from RefSeq and is a predicted model, not a curated record. Gene Ontology annotation, cellular component: 6-phosphofructo-2-kinase/fructose-2,6-biphosphatase complex; cytosol. Lineage: Eukaryota; Metazoa; Chordata; Mammalia; Rodentia; Cricetidae. Gene Ontology annotation, molecular function: 6-phosphofructo-2-kinase activity; ATP binding; fructose-2,6-bisphosphate 2-phosphatase activity.